This is a messenger RNA of Seriola dumerili (greater amberjack), 3575 nucleotides long. It is a transcript of the gene rmi1, whose product is annotated as RecQ mediated genome instability 1. The coding region runs from base 528 to 2726 and encodes 732 amino acids. The record is from RefSeq and is a predicted model, not a curated record. Gene Ontology annotation, biological process: double-strand break repair via homologous recombination; resolution of meiotic recombination intermediates. Gene Ontology annotation, cellular component: nuclear body; RecQ family helicase-topoisomerase III complex. The transcript is spliced from 9 exons. NCBI's taxonomy places the organism in Eukaryota, Metazoa, Chordata, Actinopteri, Carangiformes, Carangidae. Gene Ontology annotation, molecular function: nucleotide binding.
CUGCCUCCAUGCUUCUCAGUACGUGACCCUCUGCAGAGAUACAGAGCUUAUACAUGCUGAUAUGACCCCAGGAAAAUAACAGAAAGCAAUUCCUAUGGUUUAUGUUAUGCUGUCAAGUGGUUCCAGAGAUGCAGAGAGAAGAUGACCCCUUACCAAUAGAAACCCCCUUUAAGACCUCAGGCAUUGCAGGUGCUGUGCCAUGAAUUAAAUUAAAUGCAGCAUAUGAGCCACAUCUUAUAGACUACACUUGCAACAGAGUGAAAUUUGACAAUUAAUGUGCCAUCACAAAACCUUUUAGAUACAGUUUUUACAAAAAUAACAGUGGGUUAAUGUUGUGAACAGGAACUAUUCAGUCUGCAAAUAAAUCCAUGAAUGUCUUGUUCACAGCAGAGUCAUUACUGAAAAAUAACUGAAUUCUGUUAUCAACCUGGCUGCAUAAACUUCAAAAUAACAGCCUAUCAGAAGUUAGAGUUGUGUUCCUUUAUAGACAUAGCAGAAAGUGGAAGUCAAAUACACACAGGAAGAGGAUGGCACCUGAGAUACAGGCAGUGGUGCAUGCUACACAAGCCUGGCUGCAGUCCUCCUGGCAUGUCCAGGUGCCCUUUGCCUGGCUGGAAGCCUGCGUGGAGUGGCUACAGGAAGAGGCAGGAGGGGCAGGUCGUCUGUCACAGCAGCAAAUCAACCAACAGGCGCUGGACCAGUGGCUGUUGACAGAUCUGAGAGACCUGGAUUACCCUGUUCUCCCUGAAGGACUUGCUGUGGCCCAGAAGACUGAACUCAGUGGCACAUUCUGUGUCCAGGUUGACUCAUUACUGGAUGUCAGUCAGCCUGCGUAUGGUCAGCUGCAGAAGUGGAAGGGCACCGACUGUGCCAAUGACGAGGUGUCUGCAGUCACACAGAUCACGCAGAGGCCCUGGGAAGCCAAACCUACCCGUAUGCUACUACUGCAGGUGACAGAUGGAGUCCAGAGCUUGGAGGCCAUGGAGUAUCAGCCUAUACCUGCACUCAGCUCAGCGCUCAGGCCCGGUGUGAAGCUGCAGUUGCAAGGACAGAUGGUUUGCAGACUUGGGAUGCUGCUGUUGGGGCCGGCUAACAUCAAAGUCCUGGGUGGUGAGGUGGAGGACUUGGUGGACAGGAAUAAUCAGGGCAGGGUGCUGUGUCGGACGCUGGGACUUCCUGAGGAGCAGCAGCAGCAGGAAGGAGAGGAGGCCCCACCAGCAUCACAACAAGGUAAUCAGGAAAUGGAGGACCUGGAGCUGGAUGAUGCAGAGUUGUUGGCCAGUCUGGGGGCCCAGGAAGAAGUGGAAAGGGUUCAGGAUGGGUCUGUUCAAGAGAGUGGCUACGGGACACUCAGUGAGACCUCCACUCAGUUCUCGAGAACCUCCUCUGUCUCAGCAGCCUCAUCCAGAAGUGCAGCCUCCACCCGCUCUUACAGAAGUGGUUCGACCCAGCGCAACAGAGGUGGUUCAGUCCAAAGACGUCGCCACGAUAAUGAGCAAGAUGAUUCUGACCUCUUUGAAGUCUUACCUUCUGACCAUAGGAUUCAGCAAGAGGUCCAAUCUCACGACAUGGCAGAAGUAGACUUUCCUGAUGAAGAUUUUGAUGAUCUGCCCCUGGAUGAGUUGGACAGCAUGAUUUUUGAGGAAACAACAAAUGUUACUGCGCAGUCUGACAGCAGUCACAGAAGCACGCCACAAAAUAACAGCAGAAUAACAGGAAGUCCUAACAGUUUGGACAGAGCAACAAAACCCAAAACCGCCCUGUUUGAGCAGCACACUUUAAAUGGCUCAGGGUCACGGUUUGGACCUAGCAACUCCAGGUCUGUCACACAGAAAAGAGACUAUCAAGGCUGUACCAAAGGAGCUACAGGGCGGUUAUCCGCAGCAACUUCCACAUCUGUCUUUUCACCAGCAGCUCUAGAGCCAUCGCAUGAAUUUGAAUUUGUAACUAACAAUGAGUGCGAUUUUAUGGAUGAGGAUAUGGACUGCUUUCUUGAAGAUGUAGAAACGUAUGGAAUGCAACCUGAGAGGACUGAAGGGCCAAAUCAGCUCCCUGUUCAACAAGGACCGAGAAGAGAGAGAGAGAUCGCUACCAACACAACAGAAAGUUCAGGCUCCAGUUAUACACUGUGCAGCAAAUCAUCAAAAAGUUUAACAGAUAGGUUUUCUACUAAGACAGAGCUUGCAUGUGAGAGCUCGCACAGCACACCUCAGGGGCAAACAGACUCUGUUAGACUAUCAGCUAAUGAAGAUCCACAGAGUGACAGCACAGUCCCUGCUCUCACUCUGACCACGCCACCUUUUACAUACUUGUUCCUCCUAGAACAGCUGAUGUCCAAACCACACCCCCACACCACUGAGAUCCGUGUCAAAGCUUUCAUUGUGACUCUCUUGGGGAAACUGAGCGGCAACAAUGGUGUCUGGAGUAUUUGUGCAGUAAUAUCUGACGGAACUGGUUACUUAGACGUGAAGUUGUCUGAUGAGGUUUUGACGGGUCUGCUGGGCUUCUCUGUGGCGGAGAAGGCGGUUCUGAAGCGUGACCCAGCCCGGAGAGGUGAGCUUGAUGCUGGGAUGAGGAGAUGUCAGGAAGAGCUGGUGGACAUGUGCUGUGUUAUGACCAUCUUGAUUGAGCCAGAGGGUAGAAAAGCUGUGGUAACCAAGGCAGAGCGGGCCAGUGAGAAAGUACUCCAGGAGCUGGAGCAGAGGGUGAGAGAUAGGAGAAAAUAAACACAUAGAGGUUUAGGGGAAGUGGGUGAAAAUUACAGGUAGCAGAGAAGUAUAUUGCUGCAGAGUUUAAAAAAUGCCAGCAAAAUUGAAGCAGAUAUAAUACUGCACAUUGACAUUGCCUUUAAGUUUUCCCUCUUGAAAUGAAACGAAGGUAUUUUUUAAUAUUGGUCAUCAAUCUGCCCCUCUGCCUCAUAUUUGGAGAGCAGAAUGUGUGAACUGGAUAGCGGAUGAUUAGCAAGCAGUGUGUUGCAAUGCAUCCCAUCUGCUAUAUGUGAAUGUGACAUUCUGUCAUUUGUCAUUAGAGCACUUCAUUCAUCUAUUCAGAGGGCAAUUUCCUGCUUCAAAUGCAGCGCAUCAUUGCUAAACAAAGUAAACAGACUAAAGAUGGAAUAUUUUAUCUAUAGUACAUACUAAUGAUUGGUUAUCGGCAUAUUAGUUCAAACAAUCCAGAGUGGAGCACACCAGCCAGAUUGUCUGUACUAUUUAAAGCUAUGCAAAGAUGAGAGACAUUUAAGAUGAGAAAAGGGAACGGGGGGGCAAAAAGAAUUCAUAUUCUGAUUGUUGUAAUGAGUUUCCAGGCUUUGCAUUCAUUCAGUGCAUCCAUUACAUCUGACUGAAAAAUGAUUGAAUAUCCAAGGGCAGCAUGGGUCUUUAAUAAACUCCCCCAGAGGCAAACGAGAGGAAAGAAAGAUAAAGGAGAGGCCAUGAGCUUCAAUUAUUUCUCUUCAUUAUAGAGGCUCAUCUAUGUUUUUGUCUUUGAAGAGCACAUAUACCACAAAUGUGGUGCUUUGCCUGUAUUUACUGUAUAUUGAAAUAAAAUUGUUCAGAAGGGUUUAUAAGUUUCUUUUA